This is a messenger RNA of Equus quagga, 4291 nucleotides long. RefSeq names its product DENN domain containing 6B (gene DENND6B). The transcript has 20 exons. NCBI's taxonomy places the organism in Eukaryota, Metazoa, Chordata, Mammalia, Perissodactyla, Equidae. Bases 38 to 1804 code for a protein of 588 amino acids. The record is from RefSeq and is a predicted model, not a curated record. Gene Ontology annotation, cellular component: recycling endosome. Gene Ontology annotation, molecular function: guanyl-nucleotide exchange factor activity.
UCCCCAGGCAACGCGCGGCCGGACGCCGCCCGCCGCCAUGGACGCGCUGUCAGGCGCGGGGCCUCGCCGGGCUCGCGGCCGCCCAGGCGCCCGGUCCUCCGGGGUGCGGGCUCCGGCGGCGCCCUGGGCGCGCUUCUCGGCCUGGCUGGAGUGCGUGUGCGUGGUCACCUUCGACCUGGAGCUGGGCCAGGCGCUGGAGCUGGUGUACCCCAGUGACUUCCGGCUCACGGACAAGGAGAAAAGCAGCAUCUGCUACCUGUCCUUUCCUGACUCCCACUCAGGCUGCCUGGGGGACACUCAGUUCAGCUUCCGAAUUCGUCAGUGUGGAGGGCAGAGGAGCCCCUGGCACGACGACAGGCACUAUGACACUGGGGCCCCCGUGUCACUGCAGAGGGAGCCGGCACACUACUUUGGCUACGUGUACUUCAGGCAGGUGAAGGACAGCUCUGUGAAGAGGGGCUACUUCCAGAAGUCUCUGGUGCUGGUGUCCCGCCUGCCCUUUGUCCGGCUGUUCCAGGCGCUGCUGAGCCUCAUCGCCCCUGAGUACUUUGACAAGCUCGCCCCCUGCCUGGAAGCAGUGUGCAAUGAGAUUGACCAGUGGCCGGCCCCCAUGCCCGGGCAGACCCUGAACUUACCUGUCAUGGGAGUCGUCCUCCAGGUGCGCAUCCCUUCCAGGGUGGACAAGCCUGAAUCUAGUGCUCCGAAGCAGUGUGGCCACGAGAACCUGCUGCCAGCCCCAGUGGUCCUCUCCAGCGUGCAUGAGCUAGACCUGUUCAGGUGCUUCCAGCCUGUGCUGGCCCACGUGCAGACGCUGUGGGAGCUCAUGCUCCUCGGGGAGCCCCUGGUGGUCCUGGCGCCCUCGCCCGCCAUGUCCUCGGAGAUGGUGCUGGCCUUGACCCGCUGCCUGCAUCCCCUGAAGUUCUGCUGUGACUACCGCCCCUACUUCACCAUCCAUGACAGCGAGUUCAGGGAGUUUACCACGCGUACACAGGCCCCACCAAACGUGGUCCUGGGAGUCACAAACCCUUUCUUUAUCAAAAUGCUCCAGCACUGGCCCCACAUCCUUCGUGUCGGGGAGCCCAGGAUGUCAGGGGACCUUCCUAAGCAGGUCAAGCUGAAAAAGCCCUCAAGGCUGAAAACCCUUGACACCAAGCCAGGCCUCUACACUGCGUACACGGCCCACCUCCACCGAGACAAGGCGCUGCUCAAACGGCUGCUCAAGCAGGGCCUGCAGAAGAAGCGGCCGUCAGACAUGCAGACCGCGCUGCUGAGGCGGCACCUCCUGGAGCUCACACAGAGCUUCAUCAUCCCCCUGGAGCACUACAUGGCCAGCCUCAUGCCCCUGCAGAAGAGCAUCAUGCCCUGGAAGACCCCUCCCCAGAUCCGUCCCUUCCGCCAGGAUGACUUCCUUUGUAGCCUGGAGCACGCGGGGCCCCAGCUCACCUGCAUCCUCAAGGGUGACUGGCUGGGCCUCUACAGGAGGUUUUUCAAGUCCCCACAUUUUGAUGGCUGGUACCGGCAGCGGCACAAAGAGAUGGUCCAGAAGCUGGAGGCCCUGCACCUCGAGGCCAUCUGUGAGGCGGUGAGGGGCCUGAGGGGGAAGCAGAACAUCGAGGCCUGGAUGAAGGACAAGUCCGAGGUGGAGAUCGUGGACCUGGUCCUGAAACUUCGGGAGAAGCUGGUGUGGGCACAGGGCCACCAGCUCCCUGUGAAGGAGGCGACGCUGCAGCGGGCACAGCUGUACAUCGAGACCAUCAUCGGCUCCCUGCCCAAGGACCUUCAGGCUGUCCUGUGCCCUCCCUAGGACGGGGCCAAGGGAUGUGGUCCAGGGGUCUGACUGCCUCUGGGGGCCUGGGCUGGCUGAGCUUUCCCUUCCCCAGGGAAAGGCAGCCCCACCAGGCUCCCUGCUGCUCCCGGGUUGGCCCCUGCCCGGCACUACCAUCGUCCCAGCUGUAAAGGUGACAUUUGAAACCGCAGCCUGGCCCCUCACUGUUGGUGGAUUAUGUGCUGGCCACAGCCUCAUCCGCCUCUGCCCGACCCCGGGCCCCACCUGUCCUCUGCAUGGCUGCAGGCUGGGGGGCGGAGCCAGCAGUGAGCCCUGCCGGUCUGGGCCCAAGGCCACCCACUAGCUCCAGGUGCCCAUCUGCCCAAGCCCUGUGGGCCCUAGGCGUUGUGUCUGUUGUAUCCUGUAGCCUCACCAGGCUGCCCAGCCCAAGACAGAAGGAGGCAGCUGACAGGCAGACCCCUGUCCUCACACAGCUCACCCACCCAUCUUGCCUGGGCCUGGGCGGUACCUCGCGUAGAGUCAUGGGCUUUGGAAGGGCAGAGGCCACUUUGCUGGGGGAGGAGCUCUGCCCCUUGGUUUGUUGGGAGGCCACUAGGGGGCGGUGUGGGGCCCAACCCGCCUCCGGCAGGGUGCAGAGCAUUGUCUAGGUCUCACUCCUGGAACAACCCCAUGGGCACCAUCUCAUUUAUUCUGCCCCACGCUGUGUCUCAGCUCAUAGGCACUUGAGUCACGCACCUUGUGUCCGUCCACCCAACGUGCAGCCCGCCCCCACCCCCCGUGGCAGCCCUCCACAGCCCCUGCAACCUUGGGGCACCAGCUCCUUGGCAAGGAGUGAACAGCCCUCAGAGGGGACACCCCCCAUGUGACACCAGUGCUGUGACACUCGGCAUAGUGACAGCACUGUCAGCCAGUGGGAGGGUGGGCUUGAGGCGUGGGCCUAGAGCUGCAGGCCUGCGGUAAGUUUCCCGACCUCCGACCUCCAACCAACUUCCCACACCAAACGUCUCCCUGAGUCCGGUCCUGGCAGCGCGCAUGCAGGCUGGGGAAGGGGCUUCCUUCUCAGAAGCCCCACUCAGUUGUGCCCCAGAUGGAGUGCUCCCUGACUCCUCCACUCCCCCAUGCUGCGUUUAGCAGAGGCACUAGACACCACUGUGUGCUGGUUCCAGAAAUGCCCAUGUUGCCUGGUCCAGCCCUGACCAUGACCUAGGACAGCCUGUCACUCUCCCCAUUCUACAGACAGCUGAGCCCAGCCUGGUACAGGGUCCAAGGACAUGACUGCAACUAAACAGAUAAGACAGGGGCAGGCAGGGGCAGUAAAUGCAUUUUUACAGAAGGGACAAGCUGGGGACCUGAGUGAGAAAGGUACCAUGUUGGACCCAAAUGCCACUCUGGUCAGCUUGCCCCGGGCGGUCUGGUCUGGAGGGGCGGACUCCCUGUCGAGGGCGUGCUCUCCAGGGAUGUCUGCAGAGAUGCUAGCACCUUCUUUGUGACUGGCUGGCUCUCUGACUCCAUAAGAAGGGGCAGAGGGGACCAUGGAGGUCCUGCCUGCGGCUGCCCUUGUUCACAGCUCUCUUCUGCUGGCCAGAGAUGGUGCCAGGCCUGGGUCUGGGCCCUCUUAUGCUUGUGACCCCAUGCAUGAGGGGUAUGCCCCAAAUAUCACUCCAGCUUGUGUUCCCCGUAUUGUACGGUCACCUCGCUUGACUUUCUGAGGGCUGCUGCAAGUGAUGGAGGGCUGGGGCACCACAGGCUGCAGGGGAGAGGCUGCAAGGUGGCCUCCGCGGAGCGCCCAGGACCCUUGGCCUCCAUCAGUCCAAGAAGACACAGCCAGGUUCCUGAUUCCCUGUCUUCCCCGAGGGCUCUGGUUGAGGCCGUGCAGCUGUUCCUCACAGCAGCUUGUCCUCAGGACCAUGGAGGGCAGGGGCUCAGGGGAGGGACACUCCAAGGCUGAAGUGUAGGGGUGGGAGGCAGCCGCUCCCCUGGAGUACCUGGAGCCACGGAGGGUCCUUCUUCCUCCUGGCCUGACCCCUCUGCACAGACGAGGCCUCCGAGUACAGUGCAGCAGUGGGGUGGAGGGGCUAGGCAUGGAGUCCUGCCAGCUCCAUCCUGUCCCCCAGAAGUCCCCUCGGUCUAUCCCAGGAUCAGGUCAGCUCUGGCUUGGCUGAGCCUCUGUCUCCCCACUGGGCUGGGGGCAGGCAGUGAGGAGGGAAGAAGGGGCAGAUGAGUGGAGAGAGGCCUGUGGGCAGGGGGGCCUGCAUAGGCAGGACCCAGUUGGUCCAGGAGGGUGCUGUGGUCAGUCACUGAGGCUCCCGAGGUUGGAGGGGCCGUGUGCAGGGCCUGGGGGCGGCUCUGGGUGGAGGUAGGCAGAGUUUACCCGUCGGCAGCUCUAGGGGCAGGAAGGACAGUGUUCACCCCCAAGCUUCCUGCGCUCUAUUUAAAGACUCCCUUUUAGUCUGGGAUAGUAGCCUUCCCACAUUUUUGGUAUUAAAAUGCCCUUCUGUGACACAA